This is a messenger RNA of Diabrotica virgifera virgifera (western corn rootworm), 1403 nucleotides long. RefSeq names its product putative nuclease HARBI1. Lineage: Eukaryota; Metazoa; Arthropoda; Insecta; Coleoptera; Chrysomelidae. The record is from RefSeq and is a predicted model, not a curated record. Bases 46 to 1182 code for a protein of 378 amino acids. The transcript is spliced from 4 exons.
AACAUAUUGAAUAUUGGUUAAGUUUUGUAUCAAAAUAAAUCAAAUAUGGAAAAUUUUAUUGAAGAAGUUUUUUUUGGCGAUGAUGAAAUUAUUCCGGCGGUUAUAAAUGAAGUGAUUGAUUUGGCACAACCGCCUCAAAAUAUAAUACCUGAGGAGAGACAGCAAGUCACAAGGAAUGAACAAUAUUAUGAAUAUACGAUUCCCCGAUAUACCAAUGAUGCUUUUAGGGAACAUUUUCGUAUGUCCAGAGUAACUUUUGAGAGGCUGUUUAAUUGUAUUAGAGCUGUUCAUCAUAUAGAAGAUAGGCUAGUACCAUUAGAAAAAAAAAUAUUAUUUACUGUGUGGGUAAUAGGCAAACCAGAAAGUUUUUUGGCGGCUGGAGACCGAUUUGGUUUGGCAAAAAGUUCAGCUCAUAAAAUUUUUUACCAAAUAGUUGAUGAACUUGGGCAAAUUACUAACCAGUAUAUUAGAUGGCCUAAUAUGCAGAAAAUUCAGCAAACUGCAAAUGUCUUUGAGUUACGCUCUCGUGGAAUCCCAGGAGUUGUUGGUGCUAUAGAUGGUUGCCACAUACCCAUAAAGCAACCUGUAAGAAAUGCUAAUGAUUUUUAUAAUAGAAAGGGGUUUCAUUCUAUAAUACUUCAAGGGGUAUGUGAUGAAAAUGGAGUAUUUAUUGAUGUUAAUAUUGGGAGGCCUAGAAGGAUGCAUGAUGCUCGUGUGUUUCGAUUAAGCGAGAUAUAUGAGUACUUAACAAGAGAAAAUUCAAUUUUGCCAGCCAAUUUACAUUUGAUUGCAGAUUCCGCAUAUCCUCUCCUCUUAAACUUGAUGAAACCAUUUCAAGACAACGGUCAUUUGCCUGAAGAGCAUGUGGUGUACAACACAAAAUUGUCCAGCAUCAGGUCAACUAUAGAAAGGGCAUUUGGCCUAUUAAAAUGUAAAUUUCGACGUUUGAAAUAUCUAGAUGUUAAUCAUAGUCAAAUAGCAAGUCGCAUUGUACUUGCUGCUUGUGUUUUACACAACUUUAUAUUAUUACAAGGCAAUGCAGCACUUGAUGACUAUGAUAUCGUCAAUGCUGCACCAAAUGAAAAUAUGAUUGAAGGUGUUCAUGAAAAUGAUUUGUUGGUUAAUGAUGCAUCAAAUAAGAGAAGAGAGAUAGUGCAAAUAUGUAACAGAGAAAAUAAUUGAAAUUAUACUAAAGUCACAAUAAGAUGCACUAGAAAAAACAAACUAAGACAUGUUGAAUGUUACAAUAAACUUUGUAGAUCGUGAUUUGGGAUUUACAAUGUAUAUACAUUACAAUUACAUUUUAAAUCAUGAUUUGGGAGUGCUUCUUGUAACAUUCAAUGUGUCUUGGUUUGUUUAUUUCUAGUGCAUCUUUAUUGUGAUUGUAGUAUAAUUAUAAAUUA